This is a messenger RNA of Phragmites australis (common reed), 1930 nucleotides long. Its product is annotated as glucose-1-phosphate adenylyltransferase small subunit, chloroplastic/amyloplastic-like. Bases 148 to 1689 code for a protein of 513 amino acids. Lineage: Eukaryota; Viridiplantae; Streptophyta; Magnoliopsida; Poales; Poaceae. Gene Ontology annotation, molecular function: glucose-1-phosphate adenylyltransferase activity. The transcript is spliced from 10 exons. The record is from RefSeq and is a predicted model, not a curated record. Gene Ontology annotation, biological process: glycogen biosynthetic process.
AAAUCGCACAGCCACACCAGUACCACCACUCCCUAUUAGAUCAUCUGUCAGUGUGUGGCCUCACUCCCCGAUCCCUCGCCACAGCACAGGUACCUCGUGAGCCCAGUGGAGUCCGCCGCUCGCCACGCUCCACCUCCUCACCGCGCAAUGGCGAUGACCUCCAUCGCCUCCCCGUCGUCCAAGACCCUGAUCCCCCCGCGCCACCACGCCGCCUCCCCGUCCACCUCCGGCGACUCCCUCCGCCUCCGCCGCGCGCCGCCGCGCCACGGCAGGCGGUCCCGCGGGUUGGCUUCCUCAUUGGCGCCGGCGCGGCGGCCUUUCGUCUUCUCCCCGCGCGCGGUGUCCGACUCCAAGAGCUCCCAGACCUGCCUCGACCCCGACGCCAGCACGAGUGUUCUUGGAAUCAUUCUUGGAGGUGGUGCCGGGACUAGAUUGUAUCCCCUGACGAAGAAGCGUGCCAAGCCUGCAGUGCCAUUGGGUGCUAACUACAGGCUUAUUGAUAUCCCUGUCAGCAAUUGUCUGAACAGCAACAUAUCGAAGAUCUAUGUGCUGACUCAAUUCAACUCCGCUUCUCUCAACCGUCACCUCUCAAGAGCUUAUGGGAGCAACAUCGGAGGCUACAAGAAUGAAGGAUUUGUCGAAGUCCUUGCUGCACAACAGAGCCCAGAUAAUCCUAACUGGUUUCAGGGUACUGCAGACGCUGUAAGGCAGUACUUGUGGCUAUUCGAGGAGCAUAAUGUGAUGGAGUUUCUAAUUCUUGCUGGUGAUCACCUGUACCGGAUGGACUAUGAAAAGUUUAUUCAGGCACACAGAGAAACGGAUGCUGAUAUUACUGUUGCCGCCCUACCGAUGGAUGAGAAACGUGCAACUGCAUUUGGCCUUAUGAAAAUUGACGAAGAAGGGAGGAUAAUUGAGUUUGCGGAGAAACCAAAAGGAGAGCAGUUAAAAGCAAUGAGUGUUGACACCACCAUACUUGGCCUUGAUGAUGUGAGGGCAAAGGAGAUGCCUUAUAUUGCUAGCAUGGGUAUCUAUGUUUUUAGCAAAGAUGUAAUGCUUCAGCUCCUCCGCGAACAAUUUCCUGGGGCUAAUGACUUCGGAAGUGAGGUUAUUCCAGGCGCAACAAGCAUUGGAAAGAGGGUGCAAGCUUACUUGUACGAUGGUUACUGGGAAGAUAUUGGUACCAUUGAGGCAUUCUAUAACGCAAAUUUGGGAAUAACGAAGAAGCCAAUACCGGAUUUCAGCUUCUAUGACCGUUCUGCUCCAAUUUAUACACAACCUCGACACUUGCCACCUUCGAAGGUUCUUGAUGCUGAUGUGACAGACAGUGUUAUUGGUGAAGGGUGUGUUAUUAAAAACUGCAAGAUACACCAUUCAGUGGUUGGACUCAGGUCUUGCAUAUCUGAAGGUGCAAUCAUAGAGGAUACUUUACUAAUGGGUGCUGACUAUUAUGAGACUGAAGCAGACAAGAAACUCCUAGCUGAAAAAGGUGACAUUCCCAUUGGUAUUGGGAAGAAUUCACACAUUAGAAGAGCUAUCAUUGACAAGAAUGCUCGAAUUGGAGACAAUGUGAAGAUAAUAAAUGUCGACAAUGUUCUAGAAGCCGCAAGGGAGACGGAUGGAUAUUUCAUCAAAAGUGGAAUCGUCACUGUGGUUAAGGAUGCUUUACUCCCUAGUGGCACCGUUAUAUGAAGUCGGUGGAGUGUCAUUGACGAGCAUCGGCACCGGGUUACAUGCUUAAUCUGCUGAUCAUCAGCGUGUUGGAGAUCAUGAAAGCAAUAAAAGAAGUGCAAUUCAAGGCACCUUUUUUUUGUUCUUUUCCUCAAUGUUGUAGGAUAUAAUGUCGUAGUGGCAACUGUUCGGAAUCAAAAAUACCUGCUUGGAUUUUGGAUACUUCGUCGGCUUGUGUAAUUAUAAUCAAUUUAUCAUCCUA